Molecule: messenger RNA, 777 nt
Organism: Micropterus dolomieu (smallmouth bass)
Lineage: Eukaryota; Metazoa; Chordata; Actinopteri; Centrarchiformes; Centrarchidae
Product: 2-oxoisovalerate dehydrogenase subunit alpha, mitochondrial-like
Exons: 5
Coding region: 7-777 (256 amino acids)
Biological process (GO): branched-chain amino acid catabolic process
Molecular function (GO): oxidoreductase activity, acting on the aldehyde or oxo group of donors, disulfide as acceptor
Source: RefSeq, a predicted model, not a curated record
AUUGUUAUGGUGGACUUGACACCGCUGAUAUUCGACCUGUUAAAGUGUGGAUGGAAAUAUCAGUGCAGGGGACUGAACAGCGGUCAAACGCUUGUUGUUAACGGGUCCUGGCGCACAUUUAUAUUUAUAUUUGCUGUGAGUUUAUCGUCCCUGACAAAGCAAGCACGGUUCCGAUUGAAUCUAACGACUGUGAGACAGAUGGCGGCUGUGAGGGGCAUGAGCAAAAUGUAUGGAGUAUGUUUCCAUGCUGUUCGGCAGACGGCAGGACUGAAGGCAUCGAGGCUGCUUCAACACCGAGCCUUCAGAGUCAGCGCCAUGCAGCAGCAGCAGCCCUUUGACUCAUCACUGGAGAAGCCACAGUUCCCUGGAGCAUCAGCCGAGUUUGUGGAUCAGCUUGAGUUCAUCCAGCCCAAUGUCAUCUCUGGGAUCCCAGUGUAUCGGGUGAUGGACAGGCAGGGCAAUAUCAUCAACCCCUCUCAAGACCCCCAGCUCUCCAAAGAGACAGUUUUGAACUUCUAUCAGAAGAUGACUCUGCUGAACACAAUGGACCGCAUUCUUUAUGAGUCACAGAGACAGGGCCGGAUUUCCUUCUACAUGACCAACUAUGGCGAGGAGGGGACACACAUUGGUAGUGCUGCUGCUCUGGACUCAAACGACCUGGUGUUUGGUCAAUACAGAGAAGCUGGUAAGGAUCAGAUAGAUGUGGUUGUAGACAGACAUAGAUCCCUUUUUAGAAAGCUCUGCUCCAAGCUCGUUAGGCUGUUUAAAAAAAUGUGA